CCUCUUUACUACGCCACCCUCUUUACUACGAGUGUAUUGAUUUACAAGUGGAUAAUUUCAUGCUGCGUAUACCAAGCCAGUUUAUAGAUCCUUUUGUAUUUGCAAACUUUGCCGCAAGAGGGCGAUGCGGGCAAGUUGGUGGCAGAACACGGGGGAGUUCUUAUAGAACGCCAGCAAAAAGCCUCUAUUUACAUGCUGUUUAUUAGUGCAUUUCACACUACUUUUGGAUUAUAAUUGGAUGUUUAGGCUCGUAUGAAUGUCCUGCUUAAUAUCAUGUGUGUAUCAUAAUUGCAAAUCAACUGCAUUAUGCUUAAAAAAACACUUCAACUUCAACCAGUAAAAUGGCGCUUUGGCUAACUUUUGCUAGUUUAUGCCAAUGAGCAUAAGCAUUCUAGAUAACAACUGCUGCAUCCAAAAUAAUUAUUUUACAAAAAAACAUUUGGAGAUGGCUUUCUUACUGCAGCCAAGAGUCGCGCGUGACGUCAGUAUGUAGUGUACUGAAAAGGGUCUACGGGCAUCAAUCACCUGUAAACAGACAAGUGAGGUUUGAGGUCAUGCUGAGGAGUAUUUCUGUCUGUAAUAAAGCCCUUUUAUGGGAAAAAAUGGGUCGGUCCUUGUUUCCAAGUGGGUGGACCUAUGCUCUCCCAAACCCAACCAUGGCUCCACCCCUGCCCAGUCAUGUAAAAUCCAUAGAUUAUGGCCUAAUUAUUUUAUUUCAAUUGAUUGAUUUCCUUCUAUGAACUGUAACUCAUCGAAAUCAUUGGAAUUGUUGCAUGUUACGUUUAUAUUUUUGUUCAGUAUAUUUGUAAUCACACAUUUGGUGUUAAACAAUUGCUGUUCAAUAUACGCAGUUAUCUACGUGAAUGAAAUUCAAUGUCCAUGAUGACCCUGGAAAUUAUUAUUAUUUAUUUAUUUUAUAUAUUACUAUAUAGCAGGGAAUACAGUCAUUACUUAUAAGAGCAAUUCUGCAUGUUUGAUGUGUUCCCACGGAUAUGCAUUCGGUAUUUUUCUAGUGAUGAUAUUCAGAACACAUAGAUAUUUCUAGUGGCACAAAUGCAACCUUCUGGCAAACAUUGACACUAUGGCCCCUGAGUGGAAUAUAUGUAGGGCUAAACGAAAUCAGAAGGGGUGAUUACCCAGCCAUUUUAGGUACACACACAGUUAUUGCAGUGAAAAGAAUGGGUCUAGUACUGAAAAUAAGAAUUAAAGGCUACAACAAAUACAAUUAUUAAUGUACUUCAUGAACAUUUUUAACAAACGUAUUUACUGAUCUAAGACAUUGACACAUGAACCCCCACGAUGUGCAAGUGCUAAUGGUUAGCGCUCAAGUAGUUUUGCUUUGCUAUUGGUGCAAAGUUUCCCGGGAAUAUUACGUGACAACCACAAUUUCGCGCCAAAUUCAUUGCAGCCGCACGACAUAGAUACAUCCUACAGAAGCUAAUCAACCAGAUUUUAUAUCUAGGACCUGUGAUCAUUCAGGAUGUCUUCACCAACAUCAACUCCCGGUGGAAGCAAGCGCAGUAGGGAUGACAUUCCAGGCACUCCCAGCAGUGAUGGCCUGGUCUCUCCUCCUUCCCAGCGGCGACGAGGUCAGGACUCAUCCAACAUGGAUCUGCCAGCCAUGCCCACAUCUCCAGCUACAGAUAUUGCCAGCCCUGCAGUCCAUGACACCUCUCUGUUCUCCAGCCCACGCCGUUCAGUUCUCCCCAGUGAGGUGGACAUGAGCUCCCCUCUGAUGUACGGGACUCCUAGCUCCAGGGUGGAGGGGACCCCCCGCAGUGGCGUGCGUGGCACCCCAGUCAGACAGCGCCCUGACCUGGGCUCUGUCAGGAAGGCCCCCCAGGUGGACCUCCACACCGAGCCGCCAAGAGAAGAUGGUGCAGUAGCCAUUGAGCAGGCAGCGGGACAGAAGCUGGUUAUCUGGGGCACUGAUGUCAACGUGGGAACUUGCAAGGAGAAGUUUCAGAGAUUCCUGCAGAGGUUCAUUGACCCCACUUCUAAUGAGGAUGAGAAUGCUGGUUUGGACCUAAAUGAGCCUCUCUACAUGCAGAAGCUGGAGGAGAUAAGUGUGAUUGGUGAGCCUGUGCUGAAUGUCAACUGCAGCCAUGUGCAGUCCUUUGAUGCAGACCUGUACAGGCAGCUCAUCUCCUACCCCCAGGAAGUCAUACCUACAUUUGACAUGGCCGUCAACGAGCUGUUCUUCGAGCGUUUCCCAGACUCCAUCUUGGAACACCAGAUCCAGGUGCGGCCGUACAACGCCCUGAAGACCAGGAACAUGAGGAGCCUGAACCCUGAAGACAUUGAUCAGAUGAUCACCAUCAGCGGCAUGGUGAUCAGGACCUCCCAGCUGAUCCCAGAGAUGCAGGAGGCCUUCUUCCAGUGCCAGGUGUGUGCCUUCUCUACCCGUGUGGAGGUGGACCGUGGUCGCAUCGCAGAACCUGCAGUGUGCCGCAACUGCAACACCACCCACAGCCUGGCCCUCAUCCAUAACCGCUCUGCCUUCUCCGACAAACAGAUGAUCAAAGUUCAGGAGUCUCCUGAUGACAUGCCUGCUGGGCAGACCCCUCACACCACCAUAGUGUACGCUCACAACGACCUGGUCGACAAAGUACAGCCAGGAGACCGCAUCAACAUCACUGGUAUCUACAGAGCGGUUCCUAUGCGUGAGAACCCUCGCCAGAGCACUGUGAAGUCGGUGUACAAGACCCACAUCGACGUCAUCCACUUCCGUAAGACGGACGAGAAGCGCCUUCACGGACUGGAUGAGGAUUCAGACCAGAAGCUUUUCACUGAGGAGCGUGUCCAGACACUGAAGGAGCUGGCCGCCAAACCAGACGUGUACGAGCGUCUUUCCUCCGCCCUGGCCCCCAGCAUCUACGAACAAGAGGAUAUCAAGAAGGGUAUUCUUCUCCAGCUGUUCGGGGGCACCCGUAAAGACUUCAGCCAGACAGGCCGCGGUAACUUCCGUGCCGAGGUAAACAUCUUGCUCUGUGGAGACCCCGGUACCUCCAAGUCCCAGCUGUUGCAGUAUGUGUUCAACCUGGUGCCCCGCGGUCAGUACACAUCUGGGAAGGGCUCCAGUGCCGUGGGCCUCACAGCCUACGUGAUGAAGGACCCAGAGACAAAGCAGCUUGUACUGCAGACCGGAGCCCUGGUGCUCAGUGAUAACGGGAUAUGCUGUAUUGAUGAGUUUGACAAGAUGAGCGACAGCACACGCUCUGUGCUGCAUGAGGUCAUGGAGCAGCAGACUCUCUCCAUUGCCAAGGCUGGAAUUAUUUGCCAGCUCAAUGCUCGCACCUCCGUCCUGGCAGCAGCCAAUCCCGUGGAGUCUCAGUGGAACCCCAAGAAGACGACCAUCGAGAACAUCCAGCUCCCUCACACACUGCUGUCAAGAUUUGAUCUGAUCUUCCUGAUGCUGGAUCCUCAAGACGAGGCGUACGACCGUCGCCUGGCUCACCACCUGGUGGCACUCUACUACCAGAGCGAGGAGCAGAUCGAGGAAGAGUUCCUGGACAUGGCAGUGCUGAAGGACUACAUUGCAUACGCUCGCACUUACAUCAACCCCAGACUGAACGAAGAAGCCAGCCAGGCACUCAUUGAAGCCUAUGUGGACAUGAGGAAGAUCGGCAGCGGGCGGGGGAUGGUGUCUGCCUACCCCAGGCAGCUGGAGUCUCUGAUCCGACUGGCCGAGGCCCAUGCCAAGGUGCGCUUCUCUGACAAGGUGGAGACAGUCGACGUGGAGGAGGCCAAGAGACUACACCGUGAGGCCCUCAAGCAGUCUGCUACAGACCCCAGGACUGGCUUUGUAGACAUCUCCAUUCUCACAACUGGAAUGAGUGCCACGGCCCGUAAGCGUAAGGAGGAAGUGGCCCAGGCUCUGAAAAAAAUUAUCCAGUCCAGGGGAAAGACCCCUGCAAUGAAAUACCAGCAGCUGUUUGAUGACCUCAGAGGACAGUCUGAAGCCGCAAUAACGAAGGACAUGUUUGAAGAGGCUCUGCGUGCCCUGGCGGAUGAAGACUAUCUGACCGUCACUGGAAAGACUGUUCGCCUCCUGUAAAGAAACACACGCAUCUCCAUUCUUUCCUUGUAUAGUCAUUGAAUUCACACGUAUUUGCCUGUAGCAACAGCUUUCUCUCUGUACUGAAUACUGGUGUGUAAAGAAUGUUUGACUGUGUUGAUGGCUAGCAUUGUAUGCUUUGUGAUUCCUGGUAGUGCUUGGUGUCUCAGAUGUUAUUAUGGUGUGCAAUAAAUAUAUGCUUUUGUA
This is a messenger RNA of Salvelinus fontinalis (brook trout), 4264 nucleotides long. RefSeq names its product DNA replication licensing factor mcm4-like. Gene Ontology annotation, biological process: mitotic DNA replication initiation; DNA replication; double-strand break repair via break-induced replication. Lineage: Eukaryota; Metazoa; Chordata; Actinopteri; Salmoniformes; Salmonidae. The record is from RefSeq and is a predicted model, not a curated record. The coding region runs from base 1481 to 4057 and encodes 858 amino acids. The transcript has 17 exons. Gene Ontology annotation, cellular component: nucleus; MCM complex. Gene Ontology annotation, molecular function: single-stranded DNA binding; single-stranded DNA helicase activity; ATP binding.